Molecule: messenger RNA, 1563 nt
Organism: Rhinocladiella mackenziei CBS 650.93
Lineage: Eukaryota; Fungi; Ascomycota; Eurotiomycetes; Chaetothyriales; Herpotrichiellaceae
Exons: 1
Coding region: 1-1563 (520 amino acids)
Molecular function (GO): mRNA binding
Source: RefSeq, a predicted model, not a curated record
AUGAGCGCAAUUGCUUUCAGUCCCCCGGAAACCCGACUACAUCCCACUUUGUCAAAUCCUUAUAUCGUGCCUUCGCAGUCUGCCGGGCGAGAAGUGUCACCGUCUGAUCGACGAAUGUCGAGUGCCAGCGAGGCUCUCAUGGCUGUCCCAACGGUUCUGUUGCGACGCCUUCCGCGCAACACAACUCCCGAAGCCGUGCGGACAAUGCUUCUCUUUGCCAAAGACCUUCAGGAUACGGAAAUCAUCCCAAAUGAGUACGAAGAGGACGCCGGAUUCACGACAGCCAUUGCUCGAUUCGCGUCGAUGACGGGUGCUUCUGAGGCGCAGGCGAUGCUUGACGGCAAACCCAACACGGCCGGACAAGCCAAAAUGAUCGUCGACGUGAUAGCAAGUCCGACCACGGCAUCGGUACCCCGACGCAACACGAUUGAUCCUGCAUCGGGUCGCAAAAUCGCGCAGUCGGUGUCGCCGCCUCUCAGCAGCGCUCAGAAGUCCUCGCGAUUCAACGGUACCUUUCAAUCGAUGGACAAGACGUCUCCUCCUCCGGCGUCAUCUCCACCCAAUCAUACCUCGUCCGAAGCGAGUUCACAGCUACAGACCAUUUUCUCUCCUCAAUCUCCUGUGGCCAGUGCAGUGGCGGAUCGCUCUCGUGUCAGUGGCAAAAAAGUCAUUGACGAAGACGGGGGAGACGACGAGACGGGGGAACUACUCAAAGAUCCUCUAGCGUACAUGAAUAGCUCCUCUGCCACCACCGGGGGUAGGAAGCCGAUGAACCCUCGUAUUCCCACGGCGGCGUUUUCGGCGCUUUCGCUGAAUACCAACAUGACCAAUGGUCAUUCCAAUACCUAUGCAUCGCCCCGUUCUGCCGUGCAGUCUCGAACACCUCACUCCCAAUUUCCGCCGACGAUGGGUCCUAACGGACAAUAUUCGAUGCCAAAUCAGCCCUAUAUCCGGCACAACUACCCUCCGGUCAAUCCAGCCGACCAGAAUCCGCCAUGUAAUACGCUCUACGUAGGAAAUUUGCCCAUUGACACAUCCGAAGAUGAACUCAAAGCGAUGUUCUCAAAACAAAGAGGAUAUAAAAGGCUAUGCUUCCGAACCAAACAGAAUGGACCGAUGUGUUUUGUCGAAUUUGAAGACAUAUCCUUCGCCACGAAGGCGUUGAAUGAAUUGUACGGCGCUCAACUCCACAAUAGCGUCAAGGGUGGGAUCCGGCUGAGCUUUUCGAAGAAUCCGCUCGGGGUUCGAGCUGGUCAACCUGGGAGUACGAACCCAGCGACGCCUCUGAGUGCGAGUGGACCGAUGGGAAUGAACGGAUUUGGAAGCAUGACUCCUGGUGGCUUUACCACCGCCAGUGGUCCUCCUCCAGGAUUAUCAGCCCCACCAGGUUUGAAUAUGAGCAUGUCAAAUGUGAAUGGAGUCGCGCCCCCCCCAUCCUUUGCGAACCAAGGAUUCAAUAUUGGAAAUGGGACCAUGCCCAACUUGAGAGGAAUGCCAAUGAACAAUGGCGCGAGUGGGCAAGCAAUGGGUGGCAUGUAUCCGGAUUAUAUGCUUGGUCGAUAA